CAACUGUCAACUUUUUAUUGAUGUUUAUUGUUUUCCAUUUGUUUUUCGAGGUUAUAAAAAUACGCAGACUUUCUUGGAAAGUUUUUAACUAUUAUUUUUUACUCAAUAACAUUGCAACUAUUUGUAAAAAAUGUUAGAGCCUUGGAACGACAAAUCUGUUCUACCGCCUCCAAUAAAUACUUCUCCGUGCCAAAUUAAAUUUAGUAUAAAAGAACUUAAAAGUUGUUGUAACACAAUAAUGCGCGUAUUGUCUCAGCAGUCACCACUUCACAAGGAAAGCGCGAUAUUUUCACGAUUUUUAUAUAAAUUUGAUAAAAAAUUUCGCAAUGAUAUUGGCUACAGGAACUUUAAAAAAGUUAAUACCGCUCUUCGUAAAUAUUUGUCUUUACCAUUGACAAAGGAUGUACAAAAUUUCAUUGACAUGUUACCCGAAAAUAAUGAAAUAGAACCAUACAUGCCUACGAGCCAUAUGUUGCAGUUUAUUUUGGUAAGACUGAUGACAUUUUCUAAGUUAAUGUAUAGAAUUGCAGUUUGUUCUAAGCAGGCAGCUAUUUUUUACCUAAAUAGAAUCAAACUAGGUGAGAGUCACUGGAUGUGUCUAAUGCCUUAUGCAUUACUCUGUAGAAUAUGGUCAAUGGUGUUAGUUCUGUUACAACAUUCAUGUAACUGGUAUAACCAAUUGUACCCUUUCCUAAAACACCUGCCCUGUAAAGGAUUAGAUUUUCUACCAAAAGAAUAUGAGUUGCCUGUAGAUUUAGAGGAAUGGAUUGAUCUUAAAAAUCUAGGUCAAACUGGAAGAUUGGAAUGGACUCAAAAAAACAAUAUUAAUAUUGAUACUAUUAUGGUUGAAGAUGAGGAAGGAGAUUUAAAUGAAAAUAUAUUGAAGUAUGUCAAUGAUGUCAAUAAGAAAUCUGAAAACAGUGAUGAUGAUGAGCCAGAAGUACAAAUACUAUUGCCAAAACAUGAGGUUCACUUUGAAAAUGCAUUAAACAAAGAUCAAGAUGAAGGUGUGGCAAUAUCUAGGGAGAGUUUCAAAAAGAUGGUGAGCUUAUUGCCAGCUGAGAGUGCAGAGACCCAUCCUCCAGUUGCAAAAAUAGAACAGAACCAUGCAAUUGAAUAUGUAAGAGACAGAGAUUCAUUAAUAUAUUUCAUAGAAAAUGAAGAAGCAUUUAGAAACAAAUCUCAUGGUACAUCCCUCACUAGUCACUUAAGUUUUAUGCAAUGGCAAGCACUAAAAAUUGCUCUUUUGAAAUUAGAUAGUCCCUUGAUGACUACUAGAAAACUAGAACGGAAGUUAAAAAAGAUUUGGCAAGAAAAAUGCUUAGAGUAUUUAUAAAAAAAAGAAAUUGAUACUGUUAAAAAAUGUUUUAUUUUACUAUCUAUUUUAUAUUACAAAAAACAAUUAAAUUUAAGCACCAUUCUGUAGUUAUAAUUGAAAACAUAAUAUAAUGUAUUUUAAAUUAACUGUUUUAUUUAAACAAUAGAUCAGGUACAUUAUUAAAGACUACACAAUGUGUAUUUUUAAAGAA
Molecule: messenger RNA, 1529 nt
Organism: Maniola jurtina (meadow brown)
Lineage: Eukaryota; Metazoa; Arthropoda; Insecta; Lepidoptera; Nymphalidae
Exons: 2
Coding region: 131-1336 (401 amino acids)
Biological process (GO): positive regulation of Notch signaling pathway
Cellular component (GO): nucleus
Source: RefSeq, a predicted model, not a curated record